AUGAAGGUUUAAUGGUUUAUUCAUCAUAAAGAAUAUUUAAAUUAUAUUUGCUUUGAUAUAAGAGAAACAAGCAAAAAUUAUGAAAUAAUAUAUGAGAAAUUUGAAAGUUUAUUGACAGUCAUUACAACAUACUUAAGAAGUUCUGGUUUUAUUUGUUAUUAAAUUUUAUAAAUUUUUAACGAGCUUUUAAGGAUUCUUUAUGCUUUUUAAUUAACCAACCCUUAAAGAUUUUUAAAGGAAGAUAUUAUUACGUAUUAAAGUUAUCAAAUUUAAUACAUAAUUAGAGAUCGAACAAGGUAAUGUUUGGAAAACUGGAAUUGAAUUUGAGAUAACGAUGAUGAAAAUUAUGAUUAUGAAUUCUUAAACUAAUUCCACUGAAGGAAAGGAUAGAUUAAUUAAUUUCUUUAUAGAAUUAGGAAAAUCAAUCGUAUCAUUGGAUCUUCUUCAAAAAUUAAUCGAAGGUGGUUAAUAUCUUCUAAAAAAAAUGAAUCGAAAAACAUUAAUAUACUAUUGUAACUUAUUAAAACUAUUUUUUGUUUCAAAUAAUUAAAUGGUAAAUUAUAAGAUUAUUACAGUCUAAACAGCCAGUUUACAAAUAAAUUUAACAAUUAAAGGAAGCUUUUCUUUAGCAUAUAUUAGAUUCUUAAGAUUGAAUUUUACAUUUCAGUUGGAUAUUCUUGCCUAUCGACCAGUUAUAAAUAAAUCUAUUUUCUUCAAAGGAAAAAAAGAUUAAUCAUCAAUUUAAUGGAAUAAACUAAUUUAAUUUAUACUGUUCCAUAAAGUAAGAAUGAAGUAAUGAUGAGUUUAUGUUAAAAAUAAUAGAAAUCAGUGCUUUUUUCGACAUAUAAUUUUCUGAUUUUUUUUAGAAAAAUUUAGCAAAAAAAUUUGUACUAUUUUCUUAAUUUCUUAUAAAUCGAGAGCUUACAUCAAAUAUUAACAAUUGGGAUUAAAUAAUUAUAAUUUAAAAAUUAAAAUGAAAAAAAAUAGUAGGAUUAUGAAAUCAUUCUAGCAAGUUAUGAAUAUGAAAAUAUUAGAAAAUUUGAUCAAUACUUUUAAAUCUAAUGAGGAGGAAAUAAUCAUUAUCCAUUAAAGAAUUAUAUAAUCUUUUGAGUCCUAUUUUAAGGAACCAUCUAAAGCAAUGAUAUAAAUAGUUAAAGAUGACCAAGUUACAUCUUUUAAGCAAUUUUUAGAAGCUUAUAAAAAGCGUAUUUUAUUAUCAAAUCAAAUUUAUGAUUUAUCAAAAUUCGAAGUUGCCAAAUUUCACAAACUCAAACCAUAACUAGAAGAAUUUGAAUAGAAAGAAAAUCAAAAAUCUUAAGAAAAUAUAGAAAAUCUGAAAAGUUUGUUAAUCAAAAUUGACGAUUUUGUUUAACAAAAAUUUAAUGAAUUGAUCCCUCAACCAUUAAAUAGUUUUCUAAUUGCCAUUAUUUUUAUAAGUUGCUCUUAUGAAUUCAAUUUAUUUUUAGAAACGAAGCAAGAAAAAGAUUUAAAUUAGAUUAGAUUAGAGAUAUAUUUUGGAUAAUUAAUUUCUAAGACUUAAACAGAGACUUUGAAAACUACUUUAAAACAUUUACUUCUGAUUUAAUGA
Messenger RNA from Paramecium sonneborni, 1588 nucleotides. The record is from the annotation of a GenBank genome assembly. Lineage: Eukaryota; Ciliophora; Oligohymenophorea; Peniculida; Parameciidae.